This is a messenger RNA of Aspergillus luchuensis, 318 nucleotides long. RefSeq lists its product as uncharacterized. Bases 1 to 318 code for a protein of 105 amino acids. Lineage: Eukaryota; Fungi; Ascomycota; Eurotiomycetes; Eurotiales; Aspergillaceae. The transcript has a single exon. The record is from RefSeq and is a predicted model, not a curated record.
AUGUUGGAUGAACCCGGGGAAAGUCGUCGGUCGGUUGCGUUCCCUCUAUUGUCCCUCUCGUUCUUCUGCCUGCUUCUCCCGUUCCUCUGCCUGCCGUCUCAGCUCGGCUUCCUUGAGGAAAAGCGCUUUGUAGUCUGGAGAGCUACUUCCAUUCAUCGCUACCGCAAAAUAAGGGAUGGAAAAGAUGGAAAACUCCAGGGCAGUGUUGGUGAUCAGACUGUCCCUUCUCAUGGUCAGCUGAGCGGCCCUUCGGUGGAAGUAUUAAUCCGUCACCCGCGAACCGCCCUCUGGGUACGCAGCCCUGGGCCUCUGCUCUAA